This is a messenger RNA of Paraglomus occultum, 354 nucleotides long. The record is from the annotation of a GenBank genome assembly. Lineage: Eukaryota; Fungi; Glomeromycota; Glomeromycetes; Paraglomerales; Paraglomeraceae.
AUGAAAAAGAAACAAUUUUCUCCGAAAGAGCAAGAGUUUGAAAAAUACUUGCAGAAAAUAGAGGAUCCGAAUUAUCAGGGAGAAGUAAAUUACGCUUUACCGGAAAAUCCAACUCCUUUACAAGUGGCUAAGUUUAACAUUUGUCAAAACAUUCUUCGUUAUAAACGAGAAAACAAUUUAACUAGGGAACAAACAGCGGAAAGAAUUGGAUUAAGUAAGGCAGAAACCGAAGAUAUUUUAUUUAGUCAUAUUGAACAAUUCACUCUCGACCGAUUAGUUGAUUAUGCUAGUAAAUUGUUCGAACCAUUGGAAAUUAAAGUAGUAAAAGCUGACGCGAGAAGAAUUAGUGUCUAG